AUGUCUGAUUAUGGAGGUGAGGGCAAGAGGAGACCUCGUGUAAUACUUGCUUGUGAGAGGAGCGGUAACUAUAAGUCUUGUAAGUCUAGUGAGACAACUGAUAUAAGGUCGAAUGCAAAUAGUGAUAUGAAAAAAUGUGCUAGGAACAUUGGUACCAAGAAAUAUGGAUGCUCAUUCUUGUUAAAAGGUGUUAAUAUUGGUGAUGGGGAUGAUUGGAAGUUGGAGGUGGUUUGUGGAGUACACAACCAUUUCAGAGAAUCUUCAAGGUCAUUCAUUUGUGGGGCGACUUUCUGA
This is a messenger RNA of Prunus armeniaca (apricot), 294 nucleotides long. The record is from the annotation of a GenBank genome assembly. NCBI's taxonomy places the organism in Eukaryota, Viridiplantae, Streptophyta, Magnoliopsida, Rosales, Rosaceae.